UCGUCAGUGUUUCAGUCAGUGUCAUACAGGCAAUGACCAAAGCCGCAUGGGCCAGCUCUACCUACAACUCUAGCGUGUUUCACCAUCCACCAUCAUACAUUCAUCAUCAUUUAUGAUGAUCAAAUUACAAAUAUUCUCUCAAUAAAAAAAUAUCUUUCGCCAUCUGCUCUCUGGUUUUGCCUCUCGCUGGAUCUGUAGGUGGACCGGUCCAUUGGAUUACAAUGUCAUUGUUUUGUUUUCUUGACACUUGACAGCUCCACAGUUAUGUACUGUGCACAUUUACAAUAACAUACAUAGUUUUAAAUUCUUGUAAAGCCGACUAUAAUUAUUCAAAUUCAAAUUAUUACGUGGAGUAUGUUAUAAAUAAUUUAGUCAUAAUGUGGAUUUUUGGAUACGGGUCUUUGGUGUGGAAAGUAGAUUUUAAGUACGAGUAUAAGAUCGUGGGUUAUAUUAAAGGUUAUUUCCGAAGGUUUUAUCAACACAGUAUAGAUCAUCGUGGAACCCCUGAAAAGCCUGGCCGAGUUGUAACAUUAGUCCAAAGUGAUGAUGUCAACAGUAAAGUGUUUGGAGUAGCAUACAAAAUAAGGACCGAAGAUGUUGAACAAGUUACCAAACAUUUGGACUAUAGAGAAAAGAAUGGUUACACGAAGAAGACUGUCACAUUCUAUCCAAUAGAUUCAAACCAUGAACCAUUUAAGCUAACUUUGUAUGUAGCGACAGAGGAUAAUGACUCUUAUGCAGGUCCAGCAACAAUAGAAGAUUUAGCAAAGCAAGUGAUAUCCUGCCACGGGCCGAGUGGUUCAAAUAAGGAGUAUGUAUACAACCUCGCGGCUGCGAUGCGGGAACUCGCACCAGAUGUGGACGACAAUCACCUCUUUGCAUUGGAGAAGGCUGUGCAGACGCUAGAUCCGGAUUUCAAGACGACUUGAGGGUCCGAUGAAAGGAAAGAACUUCUACGGACUAUUAAUGAGGCAAUGAUCUAGAAAUUUUGUGGUGAUUGCCCUUCAUGAUCCCGAUUACCUGGAUGGCCAUGUACAUCCUCCGCUCGUACGUAAGGUGGUACAAGGAUGAAGAGGUAUGAAGGAGACUCAUAUGGAAUUAAUCAGGGUUGACAACAUUAAACCAUGGGAACAUUAGCAUCUACGAUGAUGUUCAAACAGAUUGUUCCCUUGGUAUAGAAACCCAUUCUUGAAUAUGUGAGGAUCCUAUGACCAGCUAGGAAUAUGUAUAAGGAAAUUGCGCCUUUCCGGAUCUGAAUAAAGGUCACGUUUGCAA
Molecule: messenger RNA, 1275 nt
Organism: Trichoplusia ni (cabbage looper)
Lineage: Eukaryota; Metazoa; Arthropoda; Insecta; Lepidoptera; Noctuidae
Product: putative glutathione-specific gamma-glutamylcyclotransferase 2
Exons: 4
Coding region: 378-929 (183 amino acids)
Biological process (GO): glutathione catabolic process
Cellular component (GO): cytoplasm
Molecular function (GO): glutathione specific gamma-glutamylcyclotransferase activity; gamma-glutamylcyclotransferase activity
Source: RefSeq, a predicted model, not a curated record